AUUCGGCUCCGCGACGCGGGCGCUGCACGAAGCGGCACCGACGGGCAGCGGGCACGGCGAGGGGCCGCCCAGGUGGGCGCGGGUUGGCCGAAGCCGCCCUCCGAGGCCGCUCCCCCUCGGCUCGGGUUACCUGGGCGGGCCGCGGCGCGGCUCUUCCCGUCUGGCCCGGCCCCCGCGACGGGAAGUGCGAGCGUGGGUCGGUCGCUGUCGGACGGGGGGAGCGGUGGAGCGAUGGAGAGCCGGGGUUCGUUCGGAGCUCCGCUGCGGUGUCGGUUGCUGUUCCUCGCCGCGUGUUUUGCGGUGGCGGCGGCGGUGGUUGCAGGAGAAAAAGUUCUUCCCCCUCCAUCCAACCUCAACUAUUCAUUUAUCCAAAUCUGCACCUUGAACUGGACGUGGAAUCCCCCGGAGAACAUCAGCAGUAGCUGUGACCUGGAAUAUUCCAGUGACAUCCUGAUCGAUGAGGUGUCUCAGCACAAAAACGAGUGGAGAAAGAGUCUCUUUCGUGUGACUGACACAGUCUUGAAUAAGGAGAUGCGUUUCAAAGUGAGAAGUGAGUGCAAGAACAGUAAUGCCACCAAUCACAGCCAAUGGGUGGAGACCUCUGUUCCACCAAAAGGUGUUCCAGGCACUGCUGCUGUUGGCUUGAGCUGUGUCUGGCACAACCUGGAGUACAUGCUUUGUAUGUGGCAUCCCGGAGAGAAUGCAAGUAGGGAUACCAAUUACAGUUUAUUCUACUGGUUUGAUGGUUUGGAAAGACAUAAAGAGUGCAAAAAUUAUUCUGUGAGCCAAGGAAGCUUUGAAUGUGCCUUCAGUUUUGCCUUCCCUCAGGCUGCCAAUAGGUACCCACUGAUCAGUAUAUUGAUCAGAGAUGACUCCGAAAAUAUUAUGCCUGUAUGCGUGACUGAAAAUCCUACCACCCUUGUAAAACCUGCCACACCAAUGAUAGCUAAACUAUCAUAUGUUAACAAUGGAAUUCAACUGCAGUGGAGUGAAUCGGGCACCAUUCCAGCAAAUUGUCUCAGUUAUGAAGUGAGAUAUCACAAGGGUGACUUGACCACUGCUCAGACAAUUCAAGUUAAAUUUAAUUCUACAUCGAUUCCUAGUGUUGACCCUAAUAGCAAGUAUACCUUCCAAGUGAGAGCACAGCCCAAGGUUGAAUGCUACAGCAGCAAAUUCUACAGUGAUUGGAGCGAAGAAAGGAGCAUCGGUGAGAACCCAAACUCUGCGUUCCAUUUUCUUUUAAUUAUCACCAUUCCAUUAAUAGUGACAGUGUCCACAAUAAUCCUACUUGUUUACCUUAAAAGGCUUAAGAUAUUAAUUCUUCCCCCAAUCCCGGACCCUCGGGAAAUCCUGAAGCGCAUGUUUGGGGAGCAGAACGAGGAUCCCCAGAGCUAUGCAAAGGAGGACUGUAUGAGUGGUUACGACAGGUUAAUCAAGGAAGAAGAAAUCCAUUCUUUAAUUUUAAUAGAAACUCCUGAAUCCUCUAAUUCUGAAAAAGAGCACCGAUAAACUGCUUUCAGAAUAGAAGAUAAGUGAAGAUUUCCAGAGUUGCUCCUUUAACUCAGGUGACAAGGUGGAUGUGAAAAGGCCUGUGGACCAUUCACCAACUCCUACUUCCAGAGUCCUUUCUGAGCCUUAUUUCUUUGAUGCUCAGAAGAUGCAUCACCAUUGUUGGCCAUUCUUCCAUCUCUGCUAGCAAAACUCAUCUUGGGUCCUUUGAGAUGAGCAUGUACAUAAAUUUCAUCUGACUGCAUUGCAGUGUUUUUUGUUCAGCCUCUGACCUGCUCUGCCCUGUUACUUGUCACCUGCACCUGUGUUUGUGCUGCACAGUUUGUAAGCGUUGGCUGCUUUUUGUCAGGUUUUGUUUGUUUUGGAGCAUGUGCUCCAAAGUGUUUGGCUUUGUUCCUCAGCAGGUGAGGCAGGGUUUGAUUGCAGCACGUGAGUCACUGUUGAGCUGCACACGGAGCUGCCAAUAGAUGGGAUGCAGAGCAGCGGCCCGUUGGGUGCCCUGGGCAGGGGGUUUGCAGGAAACAUCCAUGGACUGACCUUCCCAAGCUGUGCUUCAGCCGUGGGCUGAAUAAACCCAGUAUGAGAGUUGCUUUUUCUUGAGAUAUGUGUGAGACACCUCCUCACCUUCCAGCUGGUAUCCAGACUGUUCACAGAAGACUUGCUUUGGCUUUUUUUAUCCUUUCAAGUGCCUUAGCUACAAGGCCUUCAUGAACUUUGAGUGUUAACGAAACUUCUUAAGUGAUAACCAUUAUCUUUACCUCUGUUGUGCAGUGGCUGGUGACUGUCACCAGUCUGUCAUCUUGUUCUGGCCAUAUUGGCCAAGUGACUACAGGAGCUGAAUCAUAGGGAGUUUAUCCAGCAGAAUUACCAGGGAGGAUGCUUGAGUCCUAGACCACAGAAACUGAGUGAAUGCGAAGACUUCAAGAUUUGCCUGUACUGCUGUGCUGAGGGAUUUGGGGAAGGAGAUGAUGACAACCUUGGCCUGCUUUCUUGGGGACAAACUUUGUUGUUUCAGUAAUGAUAUAGAAUUGUUAAGGUUAGAAAAGACCACGAAGAUCAUCUGCUGAUGACAUUUGGAUUCCAGUUUCCUCUCUUGGGACUUUGCAGUUUUUUUGAAAGGUGCUAAUUUGACUUCAAGGAAAAAUUUUUUUUUACUUUUUUUUUUUUUUUUUUUUUU
Centrocercus urophasianus (Greater sage-grouse) is the source of this 2686-nucleotide messenger RNA. RefSeq names its product interleukin 13 receptor subunit alpha 1 (gene IL13RA1). Gene Ontology annotation, molecular function: protein binding; cytokine receptor activity. Gene Ontology annotation, biological process: cytokine-mediated signaling pathway. The record is from RefSeq and is a predicted model, not a curated record. NCBI's taxonomy places the organism in Eukaryota, Metazoa, Chordata, Aves, Galliformes, Phasianidae. Gene Ontology annotation, cellular component: membrane; external side of plasma membrane.